Molecule: messenger RNA, 2873 nt
Organism: Pocillopora verrucosa
Lineage: Eukaryota; Metazoa; Cnidaria; Anthozoa; Scleractinia; Pocilloporidae
Source: RefSeq, a predicted model, not a curated record
AUAAAUAUCUUCUCUUGUCACCAUGUAAUGAUAAAAUUUAAACAUUUUCCCUUUCACUCCACAUUGGAACUUUCUCAAGGAUCAUUAGCCUUCUCGCUGUUGGUGUUUGCGGAUAUGAACGUGGAGAUCGAGAAAAAUCCUGUGAGAGGCAUAUCUCAUCUGCAGCAAUUUUCCUGUGGAGUGGGGCAUGUGAUUAAUGAUGUCACUCGCCGCUUGUUGCAGUCAUUCCGAAUGAUUUUUCUCAUGAGAGUUGUUGGCAUUUCUGCAACCAAUGCCGGCUUGAUUACUCUCUACAGUCUUUUUGUCGGUGCAUUAAUAUUUGCUCCAAUGGCAGGUUUUUUAUGUGAUAAGGUUAAGAUUCCGGUUCUGUCACGCAGGCUUGGAAAGAAAAAAUCGUGGCAUUUGUUUGGAACUAUCGCAGCUACAAUCGGUGUUCCGCUAUUUUUCAGCCAAUGUUUAGUUUGUGGCAGUGGAACCAGCGAGUGGGUGGUGUUGUUGUAUUACUUUUCCAUCGCCACCGUAAUCUCAUUUUCCAUCAACUUCGUUGACAUAUCGCACCUGUCUAUUAUUCCGGUUUUGGCAAAGGAUCAAAGUGAGGCCGCUAAGCUUACUGCUUUGAGAACGGGUUUUAUGUACCUAACUGGCAUCGUUUCCUACCUUGUGGCAUGGCUAAUUCUUGGACAAGAUAGCCGUGAUCAGUUAACAAAAGAAAGCUCAAUGGAUUUUAUGGUGAUAACCCUGAUCUUGACAGGAUUAGGACUGAUUUGCUCUGCCAUUUUCCAUUUUGGAACCAAAGAACCUUCAGACGAUUCAGGGAAAAAGAGGCGGUCUACAUUAAUUGCAGAUUAUAUGAGAAAAACCCCCUUCAUACCACUACCUGUUGUCUUACAGUCAUUGGUGUAUUUUGACAGGCAUCAGCAGCGAGAGGAAAAUAUUCGAGAUAGAGUCAUUCACAGUCGACGAUUAUUUGAAGAACAAACCGUUCCUGUUGGAGAAAAGAGUUUUUCCCAAAAUUUUUUGGAAGCCAUAUUUGCAGGAAAUGAAACCAGGGAAGCUACUGAAAAUAAGACCUUAGAAAAACAAAUUUACGAUCCUGCACCGAAUAUGGCUGUUGUGCCGAUGGCAGUCACAAGUGAGAACGACUUGACGUUCGUUAAGACAUUGCCUAAAGAGCGAAAAGUAAGCUUCAGGAUGAGCAUCUUUGAUAGACUCAUGACAAAACAAGAAGAUUCUACAAAAGAAAACGAUGCGAAGCCAAGCAAUGGCAGACCCGUAAAUGACAUAAGCGAAGAGGAUGGUCAGGGAGUAACGGAAAAUGGACAACAAAAGUCAGAAGAAUACAACCAAGGUCACAAACUGAACUUUGGUCUUGACAAUCAAGGAUUCGAUACAAAAGAAACACAGUUUAACCAACAUUCUCAAGAUGUUAGCCAGGAUGAGGGAAAAGCUGUGCCAUCUGUUGCUUCUGAUAUUGAAUCCGCUCGACCACCAACGUUCAUUAAGACAUUGUCUAAAGAGCAAAAAGUAAGCUUCAGGAUGAGCAUCUUUGAUAGACUCAUGACAAAACAAGAAGAUUCUACAAAAGAAAACGAUGCGAAGCCAAGCAAUGGCAGACCCGUAAAUGACAUAAGCGAAGAGGAUGGCCAGGGAGUAAUGGCAAAUGGACAACAAAAGUCAGAAGUGUACAACCAAGUUCACAAACUGAACUCUGGUCUUGACAAUCAAGGAUUCGAUACAAAAGAAACACAGCUUAACCAACAUUCUCAGGAUGUUUGCCAAGAUGAGGGGAAAGCUGUACCAUCUGUUACUUCUGAUAUUGAAUCCGCUCAACCACCAAAACCAAAGGCAGCGAGAACCUGGCUCAAAGAUCCUCAUUUGUACAAGGUCGCAAUUAUUUACGCGUGCACAAAGGGUUCACAGGAUGUGUUUUACGCUUACCUGCCCUUACUCCUGACUGACAAACUGAAAUUUGAAAAAGAAGCGAUUGCCAAUCUGCCAUUGAUAUUGUUAGUGAGCGCCACAUUGUCCACUCAAAUAUCAAGGAAGCUCUCUGGAAAAGUAGGAAAAAAGUGGUCCUUCAUUGUGGCUGCUCUGACGGUGACUGGAUCGUGUAUGUGGUUUCUGCGUAUUACCCAGUCAACAAAAGUGUUCACUUACCCGGCCGUCGUUCUACUAGGGUUUGGGUCCUCUGCCAUGUUUGUUAAUGCGCUUGGCUUUGCAACAGAACUUAUUGGAGACAACAAAGGCAGCUCUGGUUUGGUGAUUUCUGUCGUAGGUACCAUCUCCAAUCUGACCUCAGGAACUCUUUAUAUCGUCAUACAGGUUUUAUUUCCUAAAGGAAGUACAUCUGCCGAUUGCCAAGAGUGUGGGAGUUACGUACAAAAUGUGUUCUCAUUGGUGCCUAGCUCACUCGCUACUUUUAGCUUGCUGCUUGUAAUAGUUUUUCAAGUUAACCAAACAGUCCGCGGGAAAAAAGGAACCAGAAAGGAGACUGGAACAGAGUCCGGCUUUACAACCCAACUAUAAUGUAUCAUUAGAAGAAAAUAAUACGUCGAGAUGCUGGCUGGCUGAACUUGGUGGCAUUUAAUUACGUUUACUUCAUUUGUAUUCUCUAUAAUACUGACUUAAAUUUCAAGCUUGUAUCCUUGUUCUCUUUUAUUUCCUCACUUAUGAAUUUGGCGCUUAUGAACGGAGUGUCAGUAUCGCAGACCGAUUAUCUUCUGAUAAAUUGUUUUCCUCAAAAUGGACAAAUUUGAGCCUUUUUUCUUAAAAGUUUUGUCUCGUGAAAAAAAAAAAAGCAGUUAUGUUAUUUUUUUGCUCUGAUACUCUCUGUUCUAUUAGAUAUUUUUCUAAUAUUGAAAUACAACAAAAUG